CGGACAAGCCAAAAAAUGGCCGCGGCCGUUCAGGGCUCACGUGUGAGCCGAGCGGAAAAGCUUAAAAGUUCUCCGAAGAAGAAGAAAAAGGUGAAGAUGGUAGCCAAGGCUGCAAUGUCGAAGCGAGAAGACGAGGUCAAAGACUCUCCCGAUGCAGAAGGAAGCUGUGAAUCAGAGAUGGACUACUCAGAUGAUGGAGCUGUAGAAGCAGACAGCGAGGACAAUGUUGAAUCCUGUGAGGAAGAAAAUGACGCCACAGAGUCAAGUGCCGGGACUAAUUUGGGCUGGGCAGAUGCCAUGGCAAAAAUCCUUAACAAAAAGACUCCUAAAAGCAAAGCCACCAUCCUCACCAAGAACAGGGCGCUGGAGAAGGAGAAGGAGAAGCUAAAGCAGGAGAAGCUGGAGAAGAGGAAGCAGCUUGAUAAGAAGCGGGAGUGGGAAAUGCUGUGCCGAGUGAAGCCAGACGUUGUCAAAGACAAAGAGACAGAGAGGAGCCUUCAGAGGAUUGCUACGAGGGGUGUGGUGCAGCUCUUCAAUGCUGUUCAGAAGCACCAAAGGAAUGUUGGCGAAAAGGUCAAGGAAGCAGGAGGCUCCAUGCGGAAGCGGGCUAAGCUGAUGGCGACUGUUUCCAAGAAAGAUUUCAUCAGUGUCCUUCGAGGAAUGGAUGAUACCAGUGAGAACAGUGCUGCGGGGAAGAACCCCAAAGCCAGACAGACUGAAGUGAAAUCAGAAGAGAGCCCAGGGUGGAAGAUUCUGCGAGAUGAUUUCAUGAUGGGAGCCAGCAUGAAGGACUGGGACAAGGAGAGCGAGGGCGAGGAGCCUGCUGGUGGCGGGGUAGGGUCGGCCAGCCACUGAGCAGGCAGCCAGGAGCAUCCAGCUCUGCUGCAAACAGCCCUGAUGCUGGGAGCCUGGAUGCUCUGCUGCAAACAGCCCUGAUGCUGGGGGCCUGGAUCCUCUGCUGCAAACAGCCCUGAUGCUGGGGGCCUGGAGGCUCUGCUGAAUGCCGGGACUUCCUGACAACCUGUGCUCUAGGACUCCUCAUGUGCAGACUGUAUUAAAGUUGUAUUUUUAUUUCUUACAUAAAUUUAAGCUGUUUUUCCAAAAUAUUUGUACAAAGAAAUAUUUUUUUCCCUGAGCAGUAAGAUAUGCAUUUUUCUAGGAUCCUUUCCUGUGGACACAUGCUAAUCAUACACCAGUGUUUCUAAAACACGGUCCCAUUUAUAAUUAAAAUGAAUCUGAUAUAAGA
Molecule: messenger RNA, 1246 nt
Organism: Mastomys coucha (southern multimammate mouse)
Lineage: Eukaryota; Metazoa; Chordata; Mammalia; Rodentia; Muridae
Gene: Rrp15
Product: ribosomal RNA processing 15 homolog
Exons: 5
Coding region: 16-855 (279 amino acids)
Biological process (GO): maturation of LSU-rRNA; maturation of 5.8S rRNA
Cellular component (GO): preribosome, large subunit precursor
Source: RefSeq, a predicted model, not a curated record